UUCAGGUGGCAGAAACUGGCUGCUUAAUAUUUGAAGCAAUAUAAUUGUUUGCUUAUAUUACUUUAUAUAACGCGUGUGAGCUAUAGUGCUUUACUUUCAAUAAAAAGUAAUACGAAAUGUGAUUAAUAAAUGGUGUUUUGAGUGUUUCAAAUAAUAACGAAAUAAUAAAUAGUUAUCUAUUAGAACCUUGCCAAUAACUACGUAUUAAGAAGUAACCAAUGAAAUAAUAAAAUUUGUUACAUAAAACAUCUGCUUAAGUGUGUUUGACAUAUAUAAAUAUGAACCCAAUGAAAAGCAAAAAUGAGGACAAAUUAUGUGUGAAUAACAAGGAGUCACAGCGGGAAAAACGGGCAAACAAUUCAAAGUUAAUUGCGUCGCACAUACCGCCUUUCCUACUGGUCUCCAUAUUCUAGGAAAAUGGCAGAUCAUUGCCUAUUGUCGAAUUAAGGCGAGAUUGUGAGUCGAUACAGGUUCGUUCUGGUGCGGUAAGGGAGCGGUAUUGUGAUAGCGUAAUGCGGCCUCGGAUGUACAACCUGAAGCAUUAGAAAGAGGCCGAGGUUUAUAGAAAAAGUUGUUAUCGUACUAGCUUUCUGCUGCCUUAAGCUCUAUAACAGUACACAAACAAAAGUGCAUGCUGAGUGUUUUUUUAUCGAGGUUCGUCAGUCAUCAACAUAAUGGCUGGGCGUGAUCAGUGUGCGGCACAAGAACUUACUUCUGGUUGGAUAGAGCGAGCAAACAAAGACGGUUCCGCUGCUUAUGCCGUCAACGUCGUGACAGGUCCGAGUACCUUUGAGCAUCCUACAACAGACAAACGUUAUUGUGUACCAAAGGAUCUACCGUUUGGCUGGGUCGAAAGCUCUGAAAGUAAUUCGAAGGCGUUCGUGAACGUAGAUACGGGCCAGACAACCUCAGUAAAUCCCAGAUUGGCAUUUAAGGUAGAGGAUACACACAAGUACAGACAACGUUUUGAUAGCCAUUCUUGCUGCUGGGACAUCCUCGAAGGGCUCGACCUAUCGACGAAGACUAUUCUCGUUACAGGCGGAAGCUGUGGCAUCGGCUGGGAGACAGCACGAAGUCUCGCUUUUCACGGAGCGCAGGUCGUAGUAACCAGCAGAAACAUGAAAAAAACGAGUCAAGCAAUUCAACAGCUCAAGCAUGAGCGACCGUAUCUUCGAAUAUCUGCUAUGUUUAUCGACCUUUGUGACCUUAACAGCGUAAGAACUUUUGCCUUCGAAUUCAGAAAAGCGCACAACGCUCUCCAUGUACUCAUUCUAAACGCGGGUAUCUACGGCCAUCCACAUCAGAUAACCAAGGAUGGCUUUGAAAUCACUUUCCAGGUGAAUUACCUAUCGCAGUUUUAUCUAUUUCGUCAACUAAGCUCUCUACUGGUGGCGUCCGCUCCGGCGAGGGUUGUCGUACUUAGUUCAGAAUCACAUCGGCUCUCUUUCCUUACAAUGCCAGCUCAUUUGACCGUGGACAGACUUUCGCCACCAGAAAGCAAAUCUUUCUGGACUGUUGCCGCAUAUAAUGAUUCAAAAUUGCUUAAUGUAUGGUUUGCCAGAGAAAUUGAUCGGCGACUCGGACUGCGAGGCGUAAAAGCUUUUGCUGUUCACCCAGGUAAUAUGGUGAACACGUCGAUAUCACGAUACUGGUGGGUCUGGCGUCUUCUCUUUUGGCUGGUAUCCCCUUUCACAAAAACCCUGGGGCAAGGCGCUGCCACAACUGUGUAUGCUGCUAUCGCUCCAGAACUGGAUGGUUUGGGAGGGCUGUACUUCAAUAACUGUGCUCCGUGUAAGCCGACGAAGCCCGCUCUUGAUGACAAAAUGGCUGAAAAACUGUGGACACUUUCCGAAAAAUUGCUGAAAGGAAAAAACAUGAAUUAGCUUAUAACUAAAGACCUCAAUUUGAAGUUGUCUCAAUUCUACGCUAAAACAUCAAUGAGGGAACGCAGUUGUUUUAGAUCUAUGUAGCGUCUUGUUUAUUAGCUCUACGAUGUGCUCGAUAUUCACUCGUCGAACGAUAUGACUACAACAUCUAUUGGAUCUACCAUUUUUUUAACGAAACAGUUUCAGUAUUAAACGUAGCUGUACAAAUAUAUUGUCUGCCUCGGACUAUGAUUGUGACAAGAACGUGGCCAUGGUAGUGCGGACCAAUCUUAACCUUACCCAGUGUAAAUCGAAGCGACUGCACGCUCUUAUUGAAUUAACCCAUAUACUUACUAAUUUCAGAUCUUAAUUUUGAAGGAACGAUCAACCGCUUAUAAAUAUUUUUUGAAGAACUUCGUUAAGAAGUUCUUUCGUAACUGUGCCUAUUAAUUUUGCUAACCCAGUACUGGUGCCUUCAGUUUAGUGAAGCAUAUGUCUGGAAUCGCAUUAAGCCUGAGUUAAUUUUCGGCGAAAUUAAAUGUGUCCAUUAUUGAAUGAAAACGUCGGUUACUCUUAACCUAACCUAAAUUAAAGGUCAAAGCUUAGUUUUCUGCUUUAUUUAAUUACUGCAUUACCUAAAAGACAUAAUAAAAUCUGACUGUAGGAAAGCAAGCUUCCACAACGAGUCUUAUUAUUUUCAACAACAGCUAAAUCGGAAGUAAAAAUAUUAUGCUUUCAACGUGGGCAUAAUUAUGUUCCAAUGGUCUAACCUAGCCUGAUCGUCUUAGCGUUC
This is a messenger RNA of Varroa destructor (honeybee mite), 2658 nucleotides long. It is a transcript of the gene Wwox, whose product is annotated as WW domain-containing oxidoreductase. Lineage: Eukaryota; Metazoa; Arthropoda; Arachnida; Mesostigmata; Varroidae. Gene Ontology annotation, molecular function: protein binding. The record is from RefSeq and is a predicted model, not a curated record.